AUGUCCGAAAUUCGCAGGAAGCUCGUCAUCGUCGGUGAUGGUGCUUGCGGAAAGACCUGUCUUUUGAUCGUCUUCUCCAAGGGAACCUUCCCCGAGGUUUACGUCCCCACCGUCUUCGAGAACUACGUCGCCGAUGUAGAGGUCGAUGGCAAGCACGUCGAGCUCGCCCUCUGGGAUACCGCCGGCCAGGAGGACUACGAUCGUCUCCGCCCCCUG
This is a messenger RNA of Trametes versicolor FP-101664 SS1, 216 nucleotides long. RefSeq lists its product as uncharacterized. Gene Ontology annotation, molecular function: GTPase activity; GTP binding. The transcript has 3 exons. Lineage: Eukaryota; Fungi; Basidiomycota; Agaricomycetes; Polyporales; Polyporaceae. The annotation marks the transcript as partial. The record is from RefSeq and is a predicted model, not a curated record. Gene Ontology annotation, biological process: small GTPase-mediated signal transduction.